Molecule: messenger RNA, 1476 nt
Organism: Bursaphelenchus xylophilus (pine wood nematode)
Lineage: Eukaryota; Metazoa; Nematoda; Chromadorea; Rhabditida; Aphelenchoididae
Source: the annotation of a GenBank genome assembly
AUGGUCGGCUAUUCUAUUCUUUGCUCGUUGUUGUUGUUAUUGCCUCAAUCGUUUGGAUUUGGGUAUCAGGAAACCGAGAUCUAUGGGAAAUUGACUUGUGGCGGAAAGGACCUUCGAGGUCAGAACUGGGUGGUAAGCUAACACUAACUAACACUAAGUUUCGUUCAAAUCCGAGCUAUUUCUUCCGCUAUACAGUGGCGGACCUGAUCCAGUGGCAAAAACGUACCAUUUUGCAUACGGGAAGUAUCAAAAAACACAGUAAAAUACCUCCCUUUCCAAGUGAAAAGACUCCGAUUUCAAGAGUUCUGGGACGAAACUAGGAAGAGCUCUUGCAAUCGGAGUCUUUUCACUUCGAGAGGGAGGUAUUUUGCUGCGUUUUUGAUACCUCCCGGAAGCAAAAUGGUAAGUUUUUGCCACUGGAUCAGGUCCGCCACUGUAUAUCAGAAAAAAGAGCUCAGAUUCCAACGAAAAUUGGUGCAAUUUGUAGCCCGUAUAAAAUAUUAAAUUUUACACAAAACGUUUUGAUUUUAAGGAUACUCCAAUUUUAUUUCAGAAAAUUUUUCUCCGAGAAGAUGACGGCGAUGGGAGAUCCGACCUUUUGGACGAGGGAUACGCCACUGUUAAUGGGACGUAUCAUUUAAAAGGCGGUCAAUUUGAAUGGAACGGAAUCGAACCGUACACAGUUAUGUAAGCAGUUUAUAUCAGUUCAAAACGCCGUAAAAUCCUUUCAGAAUACUCUACCUUUUGUAUCUUUCGUUAUUCCGGAGCUAAAAUUUAAAUUUUGAAUUUCCCGCCAUUUUUGGCAUUCCGUUUCAAGGACCGAAACCCAUUACAAAAUGCUUUAAAAUUAAUUACGAACUAGCCUGACGGUAUUAUCAACUCAAAUCUUCACAGUUUUCUCCAUUCCCCUUCAUAAAAUCAAACUUCCAAUUUCCCGCCAAUUUUUGGCAUUCUGUUUCAAGGAUAUAAAAUUAUGUAAAACACAAAGCUGAAUGCUAAUUGACCCUUAAUUAAGCUAAACAACGUCUUUAUUGCCCAUAAAAACCGUCAAAAAUUUGAAUUUCUGAUUUCCCGCUAUUUUGUGGCAUUCCGUUUCAAGUGUUGGAAAAGCCCCAGAAAUCAUGAAAAAGAUAUCCUAGGUUCGCUAACAAUUCAAAUAAGGCGAAUUCCACAAUUUUUAGAUCCUAUAAAUCUUUUACAAAACGUAAAUAUCUCUAUUUUUUCAUGAAUAAUAUCAACUAUUCCAGUGCCCACUCCUGCGGUGGAAAGUGUCGAAUUUUGACCUUGCAUGGCGUAAGUUGUGCCAUUACCACCUAAUUCUCAUAAUUUUUAUUUCAGCCCAACCACAAUCCCGGAAAUAUGGAUCUCUUGAAUAAAGGCGACGAAGCGCCAGCUAACAAUGCCUGCCACGAGCAGAAAUACUCGCAAGAUAUCACGGAAAUGGUAACCCCGCCCUGGGUUCCCUGCAAUAAUUAA